Messenger RNA from Uloborus diversus, 2243 nucleotides. RefSeq names its product VWFA and cache domain-containing protein 1-like. The record is from RefSeq and is a predicted model, not a curated record. The transcript is spliced from 16 exons. Gene Ontology annotation, molecular function: voltage-gated calcium channel activity. Lineage: Eukaryota; Metazoa; Arthropoda; Arachnida; Araneae; Uloboridae. Gene Ontology annotation, cellular component: voltage-gated calcium channel complex. The annotation marks the transcript as partial.
GCAUUGCAUUAACUCAUCCAUCAUUUAGUCAUCCUACAUAUGCAAGUUGGCAUCCUGUUCAUACCUAUGCUUGGCAUUUGGAGGACAAACCUGGUUUCCAGAGUGUUUUCAAGGAUAUGCUGAAGAUAUAUGUUUGUUUUCAGAUUGAAGGAGCACCUUAUAUUGUAUGUGUUGUUUCAAUUGAACCUGCGAAAAGAAAAAAGAUUUUGAAAAAUUACAUUUAUUCUGAUAACACAAAUUUUGUGUACCAUCGAAUAGAUUUGGUCCCCCCAACAACUUCAUGCAGACAUAUGAAACAAUUAUCAUCAUUAGAUACAACCGCUCUUUUUCUUUCGGCUUCAUGCUUCUGGUCACCUUAUAAGCAUUUAAUGGAAGAAGAAACUCUUCAGACUGUUUUGAAUUACAUGGCUUACUUAAAAGAUCCUACCAGACUGAUUGCUAACCCAGGAUUAAAGCCAUUUGUUCGCAGUGAAGUUCAAGCUUUAUCUCAGAUUGCUUCUACUUGGAUGGCAGCAGCAGAACAUAAGGAAUUUUCAAAUUACAUUGUCCGAAGGUUUAUUGCUACUAAAAAUGGUGUUUUUCUUAUGUAUCCUGCAACCUUGAUUGACAAAGCAUAUGAUGCCACUCGACGUGAUUGGUUCACACGUGCUUUGGAACAUCCUGGCAGAAUUGUUUUGACAGCACCUUACCUUGAUGUCGGCGGAGCUGGAUAUGUUAUCACAUUAAGUCAUACGAUAUAUGAAGGAAAGCCAGCUGCAUUGCAUAGCUCUGCUGAUAAUAUUGUAGCUGUAAUGGGCAUGGAUUUUACUUUUGGCUUCUUUUAUAAAUAUUUGGAAGAAAAAAUACCCAUUUGCAAGCAAGGCCAUAUUAUUUGUUUUCUGUUGGAUGACAAAGGAUAUUUAGUUUCACAUCCAGAUUUAAUUGAACCUAGUGGUAAAGGACCUGUGGAACAGCAGCAUAUUACUCAUAAGGAGCCCUUAGUUGCAAACGACUUACUUAAUCAUAGAGCAUUUGUGUCGAAAAAUGUGUGCAAUAGCUACAGUGAUAGAACAAUUCAGAGAUUUUAUCAAUUGAACAUAAGUUUAGAUGCAGUCCUUACUAAUCUUGUUCAUGGUGAACAAUGUACCAAAUAUCAAGUCAUGGCUGUACCUGGUACUAACACUUUCCUUGGCAUUGUAAAUAGAACCUGUGAUGGAAUAACUGCUUUUUGUCCAUGCAGUAUGACUGACAGAUUGUGUUUGAAUUGUCACCGUAUGGAACCUACAGAAUGUGAAUGUCCUUGUGAAUGCCCACUAAAAAUGGAUUUGUGUACUGGGCAACUUAUAAAUGAAAGUAAUUGGUAUCCUACUUGUCCGCAUUUAUCUGAAUUGCCAAAUUUGCCGGUCGUAGAUUUAAAUGUUCUUGAUGCAUUGCCACCUUGCUAUGAAUAUCACUGUUCUUCCCGCACAACACUUAAUGAUUGUUUUGGUACGUUGGGUUGCGAGUGGUGCCAAUUAUCAUCUGAUGGUAUUACACCUCUUCAAAAGAAAUUCUGUACGGAUCAGCGAAAGUGUUUCGGUGGGAUUUUAGGAGCAAGAACCCCAUACGCAGAUGAAAUUAUAGAACAUUUACCCGAGGGAGAAUUCCUGGUGAUUAAAAGCACUCCCGUGGGUCCUGUGGCUGGCGGAUUUAUAGUUUUCUUCCUAGUGGUUGCACUUGGCGUAUAUUGUUACCGCAAUCAUGUUCUAAGAAGUAGCUCAUCCCAUUAUGGAUCUUCAAGCCCUGAAACUAAUUUUAGAAUGACUCAGUUGAAUAAUGAGCCAGAUGAAUCCGAUCCUUAUCAAGAACCUAUUAAUUCUGUGACUCCAAUGUGUCAGCUAAUACCUCACAUGGAAAAUAUAGUUUCGCCAUACCGUGUUCCAACAAACUAUCGCAGGCCACCUGGAGGGGACAGUGAUCAUGGUUACAGCACCAUGACGCCCCACGAAGACACUGAACUGGUCCCUUAUUUUGAACCUUUACUUAUUGGGAAAGACAGGGUUGCUCACCCUUCCUCGCACAACUCUCUGAGUAGUGACAGCCGAACUUCCUCCCCCGUGUCUUGUGUUCCAUCUGCAGCCUGUUCUGUUUCACCCUCCAUGCAGAAGAUGGAAUGUCCUGUGCCAUCGUGGCUGUCACAUAAAGACUUUCCUUGCAAAGCGGACAAAGUUCGGGGCUCAUAUGUACUUGCUCACGUUCAAGUGCAUUCUGAAAACAUAGACUAA